AUGGCCGUAACGUCCAUCAAGCCCGGCGGCGCCGGCCCGCUCACCACCGUCUUCACAACGCCCGACUUUUGCGCCGCGAGCGCGUGGAACGAUGUCGGCACCCCGCCGCUGUCGAGCUCCAUCUGCAUGCCGCCCGACGGUUGGACCGAGUACUGGAACUCCCGGGCCGGCUUCUUCUCCCCGGCAAUCUGCCCCAAGGGCUACACGCGCGGGUGCACCAUACCCACCGACUUGGCGACGGGCAUGUCACUAGGCGGGCCGCUGACGGCGAGUGCAGGGGAGACGGGGCAUAUUUGUUGUCCGACAGGAUACACAUGCUUCCCCGGCGACAGCUUGACCGAACCCUGGCCGUACAGCAAAUGCCAGGCCACCGCACCAACGACGUACGAAACCUCUAACGAGGCCACCUCCGUCUUCCUGACCACCACGAGUCAGCUCGUCUACGCCAUCCAGGUCCGCUGGCGCGAGUCCGACCUGCCGCAGCUGGAAACGAACCCCACCGUCUACGGCCAGAUCAUGACGGCGACGGCAACCGCGUCGGCGGCAUCCCGCUCGACCGCUGCCGCGACGGCGACGAGCACCAAUCCAGCGGACGGCGGUGAUGACGGCGGCGGUGGCGGCGGCGACAGCGGCGACGGCGGUCGUCUGUCCACCGGCGCGCAGAUCGGCAUCAUCGUCGGCGCCGUCGCGGGCGUCAUCGCGCUGGCCGUCGGCGCGUACCUGCUGUGGCGGCGCCGCGAGGACCGCAAGCGGCACCGGCUGCUCAGCCAGACGGCGCCCGAGGAGGAGAUGAAGCCCGGCAGCAACUCGUCGUACCGCCACAUCUCCGAGGACCACCAACACCAACACUUGGCCGUGCCGCACGCGGACACCGCCGGCAACAGCCCCGUGUCGCCGCUGUCGCCCGCGGCCGGGCCGCCGCCCUCGACGGCGGCGACGGAGAUGCACGGGAGCACCGCGUUCGCGGCCGAGCUGCCGGGGAGCCAGGUGUUUCCGGUCGAGGCCCCGGCUGGGAAUGCGGUGAUUGCCGAGUUGCCCGGUGAUCAUGCGGUGUUUGAGAAGGAUACGGGGACGGGUGGGAAGGCGUGA
This is a messenger RNA of Diplodia corticola, 1089 nucleotides long. RefSeq names its product cg16707-like protein. The transcript has 2 exons. The coding region runs from base 1 to 1089 and encodes 362 amino acids. The record is from RefSeq and is a predicted model, not a curated record. Lineage: Eukaryota; Fungi; Ascomycota; Dothideomycetes; Botryosphaeriales; Botryosphaeriaceae.